AUGGCAUUUCUAUCCGGCUUUGUGAAGAGUGGUUUAUCACUUCUCGGAAAAGAUUCCGCUUCCUUCCCGUUUAGCGUUGGUGCCAAAGUCGACUGGUAUGAGGACCAAUCCAUCUGGUCCCUGCAUCACGGAACACGAAAAGACGACGGAUCGCCUGUAUCAGUAUUCACGUUCGACUGCACAAAAAACCGAGACAAGGUAGCGUUGGCACGCAAUGCUUUUAAACGUAUUCGAACUAUGCGUCAUCCCGAUCUGUUACGAUAUAUCGACGGUGCCGAGACAGAUCAAGCGAUCAUGUUUGUCACAGAUCCUAUCCAACCCUUAUCAAAUCAAUUAAAUCAAGAUCCAGACCCGAAUUUGACGCUGUGGGGACUAUAUAAAGUGGCAAACGCAUUGAAGUUUAUCAACAACGAUUGUGGGAUGGUGCAUGGCAACGUACGAGUAGCAUCGAUCUUUAUCAAUCAAGCAGGCGAAUGGAAACUCGGUGGAUUUGAGCUACUUUCAUCCAUGAAAGAAGAAAGCCCUAUGAUUCUGACAUUUGGUGGUUUAGCACCCGAAGCGCAGCGUUAUGCACCGCCUGAAGUCAAAAAAUCUGGAUGGACUGCUAUCAAAGAUUUGCCUACAGCAGCUAUCGAUUCAUAUCAUCUAGGAUGUCUUAUCUAUGAAGCAUACAACAACCGAUUUGACACUACGGAUCAACUGCUAACGCAGCGUGGUAAUAUUCCACCUGCCAUGCUGGAAAUCUACCGAGCGUUGCUUCGUGUAUCUCCCGCUGGUCGAGCUGACGCAGAUGCGUUUAUUGACGAAGGAUUGCAUAGCUUCUUCGCCCAAGAUUUUGUUCAGUUCAAUUUGUUCUUGGAAAAUAUCAGUAUCAAGGAGCAGAGCGAACGUGAAGGCUUCUUUAGUUCAAUCGAUACAUUCCCGAGCGAAUUUUCAAAGUACAAGAUUUUGCCUGAACUGGUCAAGGCUUUUGAGUUUGGAUCCGGUGGAGCAAAAUCAUUGGGUGCUAUCUUGAAGAUUGGUCAGCAUUUGGAUAACGAGGAGUACGAAAAAGUCAUUGUCGAUCCUAUUGUACGCAUGUUUGCUUCACCGGAUCGCGCUAUCCGUGUCAGUUUGCUCGAAAACGUGCCAAAGUUUAUUGAACAUAUACCCAACAAGGCUGUUAGCAAUCAGAUAUUCCCUCAUGUGGCGACAGGCUUCACAGAUACAGUUCCGAUAAUCCGAGAACAGACUAUCAAAUCCAUUCUCUAUAUUGUUCCCAAGCUGAAUGACAGAAUCAUCAACUAUGAUCUGCUGAAAUACUUGGCAAAAUUACAAGUGGAUGAAGAGCCUGGUAUUAGAACAAAUACAACGAUUUGUUUAGGCAAGAUUGCAAAACAUUUGAAUGACGGAACUCGCAAAAAGGUUCUCGUUCCGGCAUUUACUAGAGGCCUUCGGGAUGGCUUCCACCAUGCUCGAAUAGCUGCUCUUAUGGCACUAAUGGCCACAUCCGAUUAUUUUGAUGUCCAAGAAUGCUCCAGCAGAAUUGUACCUUGUAUAUCCCAAGUAUUGAUUGAUAAAGAAAAGACUGUACGCGUGCAAGCGUUUAAAGCAAUUAACGUAUUUAUCACUCGUCUGCAAGAACAUGCAGACAAAAUGCCGGAGACCGCAUUGGAGCCUGUUUCUGCAACGACAUCGCCUACGCCUAGUACCGAAGCGAGUGCACAAGCGGCUGGUGUAUCGAUGACUGGUGUUUUUGGUGAAGCAACUAAAGGUUUAGCCGGCUGGGCCGUGUCAUCCCUUAAUGCUCGACUUUCUACACCUAGUGGAGAGAUCAACAGCAAUCCCAUGGCCGCUAGUAACAAUCAGCAACCACAACAGCAACAAGAAUAUCGACCCUCAUCGGCACCUAUCUCUGACUCCUUUGCAGCUGCAAAGCCAGCAUCGAACCGUCUAAACCUAGCACCUGUAGACAUGGAUGAUACCAACGGCUGGGAUAAUGGUGGUGGAAAUGACGGUGGUCUAAUUGGGUUUGAAGAGAACGAUGGAUGGGAACCAUUCGAUGCACCGUCGACAGCCGAACCGGAGCCGAUUACAGCCAUUGUACCACCUUCAACAGGCAGUGCGCGUGCAGCUGUAUCGACAUUCGGAUCCGCGACGUCGUCCCAGCCAACCAACUCUGCUACCAGGGCUCCCAUGAAAUUAGGUCAAACCAAACCCAAACCAUUAGCAUUCGUUGCUGACGAAGAAGAAGAGACUGGUGGUGGUGGUGGUUUUACAAAUUCUCCCCCAACGACAGCUCCUGCUAUGUCAAAAGAAGAAAAGCGGGCGGAAAUGGAACGAAGAAGAGAAGAAAGGCGGCAGCGCAUGGCCGAAUUACGUGAAAAGAAAAAGGGCGGCAUUGGCGCUAAAAAGAUUUAA
This is a messenger RNA of Zychaea mexicana, 2400 nucleotides long. Its product is annotated as armadillo-type protein. Gene Ontology annotation, cellular component: cytoplasm. Bases 1 to 2400 code for a protein of 799 amino acids. Gene Ontology annotation, molecular function: protein kinase activity; ATP binding. The record is from RefSeq and is a predicted model, not a curated record. NCBI's taxonomy places the organism in Eukaryota, Fungi, Mucoromycota, Mucoromycetes, Mucorales, Lichtheimiaceae. The transcript has 17 exons. Gene Ontology annotation, biological process: protein phosphorylation; tRNA export from nucleus.